UGCAAAUAUAUUCAUUUCUUGAUUCGUUGUAUACACAGAAUUUACUCAAGAAUGUCGCGCAAGAGUUUCACCAUGCGAUACAAAAGUACUGACACAACGCGUGCUUCUGAUACUAGUCUGCUCCGAAGCAGGCUAAGCCGCAUUCAGAAUAGUCGCAUGGACAUGAGCAAAAGCCAAUUUUCAAUGAAGCCGCGCACAGUGCCUGAGGAGAUUGGCAAAGGGCCGAUUUACGAUCGAGGAUUCUACUCGGAAUUAGCCACAGACUUAGAUCUUUCAAUGACUGAGAAGGCGAAAGCUGGUGAUCGCAAACCGGCAUUUAUCUGGGAAGUAGCCACCUUUCGUCAUUCGCCAACCAUUCGAAAAUGGAAGCCUGAUUUUAUCCACAAGAUUCUGGCACCUGCCGAACGAUGGAUGUGCUUUGAAGAAGAAAAAACUAUUAGUUUUCCCGUGGAUGUUUUCAAACCAAAAGUCCAACUUCAAUACAACAUGGAACCUUAUAAGGUUCCGCGAAGUGUCGCUAUUGAACAAAAACGACGAUUGUACGAAACUCAAAACUGGUCUGAAUGUCUCAAAGACAUGAAUAUAACACCAGAAGAAAUUUUACCAGUUGACGUAUUGGAUCGUGAGUGGACCCGUGUUAAAUUUGGAUUGUACACAAUGAUACACUGGUUGCCCCUGGAAUGGUUUGAUGAUGAAGAAUAUAGUUCAAAGUCACCUCAAGGUUGGCUGGAUCAUGGUCUUAUAGAUGGAAUUGCGCAUCCAGUCCCAGCUAUUGCGUUUAUCCCUGUACCUCAGCCAGAAUUAAUUCCUCUCGCAGAUCGGUUAAAUCUUCUUUAUGAUUGGAUCAAUGUUGCUGUUUUAUCAUGGGAUGACACUACUAAAAGAUAUAGGAUUCUCACUUUGGAUGGGUUUAAAAGAACGAUGUAUUUGCCGGAGAUAUACAUUCUAUUUGGAGCUGAAGAACCCAUGAGGAGUGCAAAACGGAUAAAAGCUUCUGUUAAUCUUCGAAAUGAUGCAGAAAAAAUGAUAAGGUGGCAGUAUGUUUUGGAUUCACAAGUCUUAACAGGAAUUUAUGAAAUUCCACCCGCGUGGAUAAAAAAGAUGAAAUCGCUUGCAAUUGUAGGAAAAGUACAUAAAAACAUUAUGAAUCUUAGCGUAGAUGAGUUAGUCGAAGAAAUUCAAUUAAACCACAAACGAACGCUCGGUGAGUUAGAAUUUCGUUGGAGUGUAACCAACACUCCGGAUCAAUACAAAUUUAUUGUUGUACCUCCGAUUGUGGAAGAGAAAAUCCCUGAUAAAGGUCGUGUAGAUGCAAUCAUUGAGCAUUUCGAGGAAAAAAGCAAAUAUUUUGCUUGGUAUACAAUCUAUGUUCUUCCAAACUCUCUUUGUGCAAUGCAGCAGGUCAUUGCCGAGUGCCUCAAAGUCGAGCAAAUGACACUAUUCACCAUGAGCUACGGUAAACUGGUCACCCUGGAUGAAUUUGAAACAAUCCAGAAUAAAUUCACCGCACAGGUGAUGAAAUAUUUAAAGUACACUUGGAUUGAUACCACUGCCUUCAACCUACGAAUGUGCAUCAGCGACUGUGGAAAGGGAUGGUUUGAUAUCAACGAGGGAGUACAUCAAAUUUAUGAUAUUGCCAAGUUGAGCAGGUUGUUCGAGUGUGUCAAAUAUCGCAUGCAGUACGCUUUGCGUGUGAUUAUUGAAAACUCUGUUCACCAAUAUUCGACGCUUCUUGCAACUCCAUGCAAUAUUUGCAAUGACAUAACGGAAGAUUUCGAAUGGACUAUUGAUUUGAUAAAUACUCCUUUCCUUCCUCGAGUUCCACCAAUUUUUACGCUUGUUUUAAGAUUAUCCGAAGUUUCGGCCUAUUAUUCGACAGAUCCAGACGUUUAUGAAAAAACUUUGUUAAAGCUAUACGAUCAGGCGAUUGUUAGCACACAUUCCAUCAAACAAAUCCAUCCAAACGUGCUGAUAAAACUUAGAUUUGCAAAUGAUUUGUACCUUACAUCGGUGGGGCUGCUCGACGAAAAUAUCUGUUUAUUACGAGAUAAUUUUCUUUAUGGUUAUCGGAAAUCUAUUAUUCCAUUAAAAGCAUAUGCGAAGAGAUAUGAAAUUUAUUUAGAUUUCUGGAAUAUGAACAUUGUGAAUUAUCUUCAACAAUAUAAAGACGAAAAUCAUUCAGCACCUGAAGUAAAAGAAGAAGUUAAUUAUCAUGUACGCAUGAAAGAAAACCUAGAAGCUACAAUUCCAGCUUCAAUUAUAAUUGGACCGUUUUUCGUCAACACUGAUAACGUUAAACAGUUAUUGAUUGCUAAACGACUAGAUGUUAUCAAGAAACUACUGGACCAGUUUGCUGAGAGAAUGAAAGCGUUAUUUGCUGAGGUAAUUGAAGAAUACAAACUAAUUCAAACAAAAUUAGCUGAAAAACCAAUCUCAAUCGAAUCGAUUUAUGAUAUGCGUGACUGGAUUGAAACAAUUCCAAUGACAGUGCGUCAAUUGGACGAAACCACAAAACGCCUCAAUUUAGAGUAUGAAAUUCUCGAUCUCUUUUGGUAUAAUUUACCGCAGGAGGACUUUGAUCAAAAGUGGGACGCCAUUGGGUGGCCUAACAAAAUAACGCGCUAUAUCGAUGACACAAACGAAGUGCUAAUUGAAGAGACUGAGAAAUUUAUGAAGAUACAGAUUCAGGAUGAGGCGAAUUUACAGGAAAAGAUCGAGGCGCUAAUUGUGCAAGUUUCCGGAAUGUACCAAUAUAGUGACGCGUCCAAAUGUGCUGAUAUUGCAAUUGAGAUGAGAAGAGUGUGGAGGCAAAUAAAAGAAGCACAAGAACAAGGGCAACUACUAAACUCUCGUCAAAAACUUUACCUAUCACCAGUUGUACCAUUCGAAGCUUUAACCAAGUUGAUCAAAGAGUUUGAACCUUAUAAAAACAUGUGGACAACUGCCGCAGAUUGGUUAUCCUGGUAUGAAAUAUGGAUGGAUAAUCCACUCUCUCAAAUUGAUGGAGAAGGUAUCGAUGUCCUGGUUUCGGACAUGUAUAAAACAAUGGUGAAAUCAAUUCGGAUCUUCUCUGAUUUCCCAAAAGUUCAAGCUGUUGCUGCAAAUAUCAAAGAUCAAAUUGAACUGUUCAAACCUUUGAUACCCAUAAUACAGAGUUUGCGUAAUCCUGGUAUGCGAGACCGUCAUUGGGAGCAGUUCUUCAAAGAUACUGGUUUAAAUAUUCCAUGGGGACCGGCAAUUACAUUCAAACAAUGCCUCGAAUACGGCAUUGCAAAAGUCGCAGAUAAUAUUGUACGCAUUUCGGAAUAUGCAACGAAAGAAUUCUCAAUUGAGCAGGCCCUGGACAAAAUGGAGAGUGAAUGGGAUGAUUGCAUGCUUGAGCUGACUCUGUAUAAACAAACUGGAACAUUUAUAAUGAAAGUUUCCGAUGAUAUUCAACAGAUGUUGGAUGACCACAUUGUGUUGGCACAGCAGUUGUCUUUCAGUCCAUUCAAAGCAGCACUCUCGGAACGCAUUGAAAAUUGGGAAGCAGCUUUGAAAGUUACUUAUGAUGUAAUCGAAGAAUGGAUUGAUGUGCAACGGCAGUGGAUGUAUUUGGAACCUAUUUUCAGUAGUGAUGACAUCAGUAAACAGCUACCUCUUGAAACCAAGAAAUAUUUAUCCAUGGAAAGGACCUGGAAGAGGAUUAUGCGGGCAGCUUACCAGAAACCAAAAAUCAUCGACUUUUGUGCAGACAAGAAACUUUUGGAGUCCUUGAAAGAUGCUAAUCAUAUUUUGGAAGUAGUCCAGAAGGGCUUAGCUGAAUAUCUGGAGAUGAAGCGGAGCGUGUUUCCAAGAUUAUACUUCCUCAGCGAUGACGAGUUAUUGGAGAUUCUAUCACAGGCUAGAAAUCCACUGGCGGUGCAACCGCAUCUUAGAAAAUGUUUCGAGAAUAUUGCCAAGUUAAAUUUCGAGGCAGAUUUGAAAAUCACUCAAAUGUUCUCCGGUGAAGGAGAAUGCGUUGACUUGGUAACCACUAUGUAUCCAACUGGAAAUGUUGAGUUUUGGUUGUUGCAAGUCGAGAAGAUUAUGAAAGAUACCGUGCGGUCUAUUCUGGGAGCUUCAUUAAAGACUAUCUCAAACACAGAUAGAAAAGAAUGGGUUUUAGAAUGGCCUGGUCAGGUGGUCAUUGCCGGUUGUCAGACAUAUUGGACAACUGGUGUUGAGCACGGUAUCAAUACAAAUUCUUUGAAAAGGUUCUUCCAACUUGUUUUAGCAAAUUUGGAUUCUCUAAGGAGUUUGGUAAAAGGUGGUUUGACUUUUCUUCAAAGAGAAGUUUUGUCAGCUUUGAUUGUGAUUGAGGUUCACGCACGAGAUGUCACUCAAACAUUGGUAGAUAACGAAGUAGCCAAUGUUAAUGAUUUUGAUUGGAUUAGCCAAUUGAGAUAUUACUGGGUUGAGGGUGAAAUGAAAGUACGUGCGGUAAACGCUGAAUUUCCAUAUGGUUACGAAUAUCUAGGCAAUUCCGGUCGACUUGUAAUUACCCCAUUGACAGAUCGUUGUUACCUCACACUCACUGGUGCCCUGCACUUAAAAUUCGGCGGGGCCCCAGCCGGACCCGCUGGAACUGGUAAAACCGAAACCACUAAAGAUCUCGCUAAGGCAAUGGCGAUUCAAUGCGUUGUCUUCAACUGUUCAGAUCAAUUAGAUUUUAUCUACAUGGGCAAGUUCUUUAAGGGUUUAGCAAGUUCAGGAGCAUGGGCGUGCUUUGAUGAAUUCAAUCGUAUUGACAUAGAAGUCUUGUCAGUAAUUGCUCAACAGAUCAUGACGAUUCAAAAGGCUCAACAAGCACGACUUGAUCGCUUCUUAUUUGAAGGCUGUGAAAUUGCCUUAAAGGACACUGCAGCAGUAUUUAUUACAAUGAACCCUGGUUAUGCUGGAAGGACAGAACUUCCUGAUAAUUUAAAGGCUUUGUUUAGACCUGUGGCUAUGAUGGUGCCAAAUUAUACACUGAUUGCAGAAAUAUCUUUAUUCUCGUUUGGUUUUGGUAAUGCAAAACCUUUGGCAAAUAAGAUUACGACGACUUUUAAGCUAAGUUCCGAGCAGUUGAGUACUCAAGAUCAUUAUGAUUUCGGAAUGAGAGCGGUGAAGACUGUUAUUGCAGUUGCGGGUAAUUUAAAACGUGAGAAACCGGAGAUGGAUGAACGACAGAUUGUUUUGAGGGCUAUACGAGAUGUAAAUGUGCCAAAGUUUUUAAAAGAUGAUUUAAAACUAUUUAAUGGUAUAGUAUCCGAUUUGUUUCCAAAAAUGGUUGAGGAAGCUGUUGAUUAUGGUGCUUUAGAAACGAGUAUUCGUACUUGUUUGAUUGAAAGUGGUUUAGAAGACGUCAACGACUAUGUCAAGAAAGUAAUACAAUUAUAUGAAACAACAGUCGUGCGACAUGGUUUGAUGUUGGUUGGACCUACUGGAUCAGGCAAAACUUGUUGUUAUGAAAUAUUGAAAAAAGCAAUGACGAUGUUAUCGGAAAAAGGAAAAAUUACACCAGCUGGGUUGCCAUUUUGUAAAGUGUUUUCCUUCGUCCUCAAUCCGAAAUCUAUUACAAUGGGUCAACUAUACGGAGAAUUUGAUCUUCAAACACAUGAAUGGACUGAUGGUAUUCUGCCAUCCCUUGUUCGUAUUGGAGUUGCUUCUACAACUGAUGACAAAUGUUGGUACAUCUUUGAUGGUCCUGUGGAUGCUGUAUGGAUUGAAAACAUGAAUUCCGUGCUGGAUGACAAUAAAAAACUGUGUCUCAGCAGUGGUGAAAUUAUUAAACUCCGCGAUACUCAAACUAUGAUUUUUGAAGUGGCUGACUUGGCAGUUGCUUCUCCGGCUACUGUAAGCAGAUGCGGGAUGGUGUUUCUGGAACCUGGUGUUCUUGGGCUUGAGCCGUAUGUCAAUUGCUGGUUGAAACGCAUUCCACAGUUGGCUGUCGACUUCACGGAUGUGUUGCGUGAUUUAAUCAAUACUUAUUUAUAUCCUGCGUUGGAUUUUGUACGGACAAGUCUCCGGGAAAUUCUGACUUCGAUAGAUUCAGCGAUGGUUACCACUUUCUUACAUAUGAUGGACUAUCGGAUGACUCCGUUGACCGGGAAGGAUAAUCGACCACCUCCGGCACCGCAGUUUUUGAAACUCAUGCCUGAGUUGAUGGUACCAUGGGUAAUGUUUUCGUUGGUGUGGAGUAUAGGCUGCACGUGUGACAAUGAAGGACGGAUCAAGUUUAAUGAUUGGUUGCGACAGAGAAUGGUGGAGCAUAAACACAAACCACUAUUUCCUGAACAGGGAUUAGUUUACGAUUACAAAUUGCAUGAUGGCGGUUUUACGGAUGCUACAGUUGAUGGCAAUGCCAAGCCGCCAUCUUGGCAUCAUUGGAUGGAAGAAAAUGAAGAGUUUAAGAUAACAGUUGAUAUGAAAUACUCAGAUAUUGAAAUACCUACAAUUGACAAUGUUCGAAACUCUGAACUUAUUGGUAUGAUUCUGCUCAACGAAAAGAACGUUUUAUGUGUAGGCCCAACCGGCACCGGAAAAACAUUAACAAUCAUACGAAAACUAUCGCAAAACAUGCACAAAAAAUUUAUCUGUGAUUUCAUCAACUUUUCAGCGAGGACUUCAUCAAAUCAAACUCAGGAUUUGAUUGAUUCAAAACUUGAUCGUCGACGCAAAGGUGUCUACGGUCCACCUGUACUCAAAAGACAAGUAUUUUUCAUUGACGACUUUAACAUGCCUGCAUUAGAAGUGUACGGUGCGCAGCCACCAAUUGAACUCAUCCGCCAGUGGAUGGACUUUUCUGGAUGGUAUGAUCGCAAAAACAUUGGCGACUUCCGACAGAUUAUCGAUGUAAAUUUUGCCGCCGCUAUGGGUCCACCUGGUGGCGGUAGAAAUCCAAUUACCCCGCGUCUUCUACGACAUUUUCAUUAUCUCACUUUCUUGGAGUUUGAAGAUGCGGUGAAGAAGGAGAUUUUUGGGAAAAUUUUUGGAUUCUGGAUAAACCGUACAGAAUUCCCUGACUUUUUCCAACCUAUUUUAACAGCUUCACUUAAAGUUUACCGCACAAUUUGCGAGGAAUUACUGCCGACUCCUGCAAAGACUCAUUACACAUUUAAUUUGCGAGAUUUGAGUAAGAUUUUUCAAGGAAUGUUGAUGUUUGAUCCUGAAACAAUACAGUCUGUUGAAGAAAUAAUAAGACUCUGGUAUCAUGAAAACUGUCGUGUAUACCAAGAUCGUUUAGUAAACGAUGAGGAUCGACAUUGGUUUGACGAUCUCUUGGAGAAUAAAAUUGUCGAGUUUAAAUAUACUGUUGAGGAUUGUCUAGGAAGUGAUGUUUUGUUUUAUGGCGACUUUAUGGAUCAAUCCGAUCUGCGUCCUUAUGUACAGAUUACCAACCAACAACAACUUGCAAACGUUUUGAACAACUUCCUUAACGAUUAUAACACCCAAACAACAUCACCAAUGAAAUUAGUUUUAUUCAUGGAUGCAAUUCAACAUGUCUGCCGAAUUUGUCGUAUAAUUCGACAACCAAUGGGCAAUGCACUUUUAUUAGGCAUGGGUGGAUCAGGUCGCCAAAGUUUAACACGUCUUUCCUCUCACAUUUCUGAAUUCUCUUGCUUCCAAAUCGAAUUGUCGAAAGCAUAUGGCGUGACGGAAUGGCGCGAAGACGUCAAAAACUUGAUGCUUAAGUCUGGUCUUCAAAAACGCGAAACAGUUUUCUUGUUCUCUGACACACAGAUCAAGAAUGAUUUAUUUUUGGAGGACUUGAACAAUAUUUUGAAUUCGGGUGACGUGCCAAAUUGCUAUCCGCCUGAGGAUAUGGAUAAAAUAUAUCAAGGAAUGAAAGGAAUCUUAACCGAAUUGGGUAUUGUUGCAACCAAGAGUAAUCUGUUUGCUAUUUAUCAAAAACAAGUACGGAUGAAUUUGCAUACUGUUAUUUCUAUGAGCCCAAUUGGUGAAAUAUUCCGAGCGCGUUUACGACAAUUCCCUGCGCUUGUUAAUUGCUGCACAAUCGAUUGGUUUUCACCUUGGCCCAACACCGCUUUACAAUCCGUGGCGAAACAAUAUCUGCUCGAUAUUCCUGAACUUCAAGUAUCCGACUUGGUGUUGAGAGGAAUUGUGCAAGUGUGUCAGUUUAUGCACGCCAGCGUCGUCACCGCCAGUGAGCAGUUUCUUGCGGAAUUAUCGCGUCACAACUACGUCACACCCACCUCCUACCUGCAGCUCCUCUCCAGCUAUACCAAUCUGAUGAAGCGAAAGAAAGGCGGUCUCACCGAAGGCAUCGGCCGACUUAAAACUGGAUUACAUAAACUACAAUCUACCUCAGAGGAGGUGAAAGACUUACAGUUGCAGUUAAAAUUAAUGAAACCUGCUUUGGAGAUUGCCGCUGCUGAUGCAGAAGUAAUGAUUACGAAAAUUGCAGCAGAUACAAAAGUCGCCGAGGAGACACGUGUGAUUGUUGAGAAAGAAGAGGAAGAAGCAACGAAGAAAGCUAUGGAGACUCAAUCGAUUGCAGAUGAUGCAGCGAGAGAUUUAGAGGAAGCUAUGCCUGCUUUACUUGCAGCUGAAAGAAGUCUACAGGCUUUGAAUAAAAAUGAUAUUACUGAGGUCAGGGCCAUGAAGCGACCACCUGUUGGUGUGAUUUUUGUCAUCGAGAGUAUCUGCAUUGUCAGGGUGAAACCGAACAAGGUCCCAGGGCUAAAACCCGGUGAGAAAUUGUUGGAUUAUUGGGAACCAGGGCGCGCAAUGCUAUCAGAUCCUGGUGCGUUUCUUACGUCACUAAUGAACUUUGACAAGGAUAGUAUCACGGAGGAAAUGAUACAAAAACUUGCUAAAUACGUGAAUGAUCCUAACUUUUUACCAGCUAAAAUUAUCAAAGUGUCGAAAGCUUGCACAUCACUCUGUAUGUGGGUUCACGCAAUGUAUAAAUAUUAUUUUGUUAAUCUGCAAGUUGCACCUAAAAAGGCCGCGCUGAAGAAAGCAAAUGAAGAAUUGGCUAUUACCGAAGCAGCUCUUGCAAAAGCAAACGCUCAAAUGAAAGAAAUCCUCGAUGGGUUAGAAGUUCUCAAUGAGAAACUAAGAAGCAAGAUGGAGUUUAAAGCCGAAAAGGAAGCCAGUAUUAAUAUGUGUCAAGAGAGGAUGAAUCGCGCUGUUAGAUUAAUUUCAGGUUUAGCCGAUGAACGCGUCAGAUGGAUUAAAACAAUUGCAAGCAUUGAGGCAAAUACGGUUAAUGCCACCGGUGACAUUUUGAUUUGUUCCGGAGCGGUUGCCUACCUUACACCGUUUACAGACAGCUAUAGAAAAGACUUAUUUAAAAAAUGGUUGAAUUUAUUGACGGUUGUGAAAGUUCCACACUCGGAAAAGUGUGAUCCGGUUUCUAUACUUGGUGAACCAGUUGUAAUUAGAUCAUGGCAGAUUGACGGGUUGCCUAGGGAUGCUUUAAGCACGGAGAAUGCUGUGUUGGUGUCUUGUUCAUCAAGAUGGCCGCUGUUUAUUGAUCCACAAAGUCAAGCUAAUAAAUGGAUUAGAAAUAUGGAGAAACCAAGAGGUUUGACAAUUUGUAAACUUGCCGAUAAGGAUCUAGUCAGAACUUUAGAAUUGGCAAUCAGAUUUGGUAAACCAGUUUUAAUUGAAAAUGUUGGAACCGAGUUGGAUCCUUCAUUAGAUCCUGUUUUGUAUAAAUCUCUUUUCAAACAAGGCGGGCAAUGGAUGUUGAAACUGGGAGAUUCAAUUGUUCCUUAUAAUGAUGACUUCCAGUUGUAUAUCACAACAAAGUUGACUAAUCCACAUUAUACUCCAGAAGUUUCUAUCAAAGUUCAAUUGAUUAACUUUACAGUUGUUCCAACGGGUUUGCAAGAUCAAUUACUGGCACUUGUAGUAAUGCAAGAACGUCCUGAUUUGGAAGAACAACGCAGUCAAAUUGUUAUCGGCAGCGCCCAGAUGAAGCAAGAACUAAAAGAAAUAGAAGACCGCAUCUUAAUGAAACUCUCCUCCUCUGAAGGUUCCCCCCUAGACGAUAUAGACUUUAUCACUACUCUAGAAGCUUCUAAGAUCAAAUCUGAAGAUAUUAAGAGCAAAGUUGAAGCAGCUGAAAUUACCCAAAUUGACAUCGAUAACACUCGAAUGCAAUACGUGCCUGUAGCUAACCGCGGGCAGAUUCUAUUCUUUUGUGUUGCGGAUCUAUCCAAUGUUGAUCCAAUGUAUCAAUACUCCCUCGAGUGGUUCAUCAAUACGUUUAUUAAUAGCAUGGCGGAGACAGAAAAGACGGAGAAUUUAAACGAACGUGUGCAAAUUAUUAACGAUUAUUUUACGUAUAAUCUAUACGCAAAUGUGUGCCGAAGUUUAUUUGCAAAAGACAAACUUCUUUUUGCAUUUUUGUUAUGUGUGAGGAUUAUGAUGAACGAGAAUCAGAUUGAUCCGCAAGAGUGGAUGAUGUUUUUGGCUGGUGCGUCGCCCAAAUCAGACAUGCCUAAUCCAUGUAAACGUUGGUUGACAGAAAAAGCGUGGAAGGAGAUUCUGUCAUUGUUAGAACUACCAAACUUCCAACAAUUUGUUAAGACGUUUGGACAGUACGAGGAUACUUACAAGACAAUUUUUGAAUCACCUCAACCUCACAGGGAACCACUUCCGGAAGAACUGGCAGAUGAAAUGAACUUGUUUAGGAAGCUAAUCAUCAUCAAAUCACUCCGACCUGAUAAGAUUACUAAUGCAAUGCAGGAUUUCUUGAUUGAAAAAAUGGGUCAACAAUUUAUUGAGCCUAUAACGAGUGAUUUAUCCGCAAUGUAUAAAGAAUCCGCACCGACCGUUCCCCUUAUAUUUGUUUUAUCCACUGGUACUGAUCCUGCGUAUGAUUUGUUUAAAUUUGCUGAUAAAAUGAAAAUGACAAAGAGAACUUUUGCUAUUUCUUUGGGGCAAGGUCAAGGGCCUCUUGCUGAACGCUUGAUUAAAGAGGGCGUUGAGAUCGGUAACUGGGUAUUUUUCCAAAAUUGUCAUUUAGCACCAAGCUUUAUGCCUCGCUUGGAACGCGUCGUAGAUGAAAUAGAACCAGAAGCAGCCCACAAAGAAUUCCGCAUUUGGUUAACUUCCACUCCAUCGCCACACUUUCCGGUGGCCAUAUUACAAAAUGGCAGCAAAAUGACUGUUGAGCCUCCUAGGGGAUUGAAAGCUAACAUGUUACGAGCAUACAACAAUCAACUCACUGAUUUAGCUGACUUUUUCCAUUCAGAGCAUCCUAAAGUGAAUACCUUUAAGUGGCUGUUUUUCUCUUUGUGUGUUUUCCAUGGAUGUUUAUUAGAACGACGUAAAUUUGGCCCGUUAGGAUUCAACAUUGCUUAUGAAUUCACCGAUGGCGAUUUAAAAAUUUCCAUCUCACAAUUGUACAUGUUCUUAUUGGAAUAUUCAGAGGUGCCGUUCAAAGUUUUGACAUACACAGCCGGGCAUAUUAAUUAUGGCGGCCGUGUAACAGAUGACUGGGAUAGAAGAUGUCUCAUGAACAUUCUAGCAGAUUACUACAAACCUGAAGUUCUAAAUGAUAGCUAUGUGUUUGAUGAUGGUAAAUAUUAUCAUCAGCUACCUGGUGAUACAACAUUAUUAGACUACAUGGAUUAUUUGAAGACAUUCCCUUUGAACGAUGAUCCUUCUUUGUUUGGUUUGCAUGAUAAUGCUGAUAUCACGUGUGCUCAAGCAACAGCAUACGGUACAUUAGCCACUCUUUUAACUCUACAGCCGAAAGAAGUCGGAGCAACUGCAACCAAUCAAGAGGAACAAACCGCAAACAUGGCAAACACAAUUUUAUCCCAAGUACCUGAAAUGUUUGAUGUAGCUGCCAUCCUAGAAACUUAUCCUGUAUUAUAUGAAGAAUCUUUGAAUACUGUCAUUGUCCAAGAGGCAAUCCGAUACAAUAGAUUACUGAAUGUUAUAAGUACAUCUUUAAAAGACCUUUUGAAAGCUUUGAAAGGUUUGGUUGUCAUGUCAGAAGCUUUAGAGAAAAUGGCAAUCUCACUAUUCACCAACAUAGUGCCUGAUAUUUGGGCAGGCAAAGCAUAUCCCUCUUUAAAACCCUUAGGUGCAUGGGUAGAGGACCUUAAUAAACGUGUGGAGUUCUUAAAUCAAUGGGUCCGGAGAGGAAUACCAUUUUCCUUCUGGAUUUCAGGUUUUUACUUUCCCCAGGCGUUUCUAACGGGAACUUUACAAAAUUUUGCAAGAAAGUAUGUAGUGUCUAUUGAUACAAUUGGAUUUGGCUUUCAAAUUCUCAAAUCAAAUCCAAUGACUAAACCUAAAGAUGGUUGCGCUAUUUUUGGGCUGUUUCUAGAGGGAUGUCGAUGGGAUCCAUUCUUCAGUGAAUUAAGUGAAUCAAAACCGAAAGAGUUGUAUACAGAAAUGGUACCUAUUUUAAUGGUACCAGAAGAAAAUCACAAGAAACCAACGGGCGUUUAUGAAUGCCCCGUAUAUAAAACAUUGAAAAGAGCCGGAGUUCUGUCGACUACCGGCCAUUCCACAAACUAUGUCAUCGCUUGUGAAAUACCAACUGAUAAACCCGAAAAACAUUGGAUUCAGAGAGGAGUCGCUCUGUUUUGUGCUCUCGACUAUUAACUUUAUCAUAUAUACUGCAUUUUAGAUAAAUAUUUUUU
Molecule: messenger RNA, 12635 nt
Organism: Dalotia coriaria
Lineage: Eukaryota; Metazoa; Arthropoda; Insecta; Coleoptera; Staphylinidae
Product: dynein axonemal heavy chain 1-like
Biological process (GO): microtubule-based movement
Cellular component (GO): dynein complex
Molecular function (GO): dynein light intermediate chain binding; dynein intermediate chain binding; ATP binding
Source: RefSeq, a predicted model, not a curated record